Messenger RNA from Culex pipiens pallens (northern house mosquito), 853 nucleotides. Its product is annotated as sugar transporter SWEET1-like. Bases 91 to 798 code for a protein of 235 amino acids. Gene Ontology annotation, biological process: carbohydrate transport. Lineage: Eukaryota; Metazoa; Arthropoda; Insecta; Diptera; Culicidae. The transcript is spliced from 4 exons. The record is from RefSeq and is a predicted model, not a curated record. Gene Ontology annotation, cellular component: membrane. Gene Ontology annotation, molecular function: sugar transmembrane transporter activity.
CGAUUUUGUGGUUCAGUGCGCGAUCUUCAGCGCGCGACAGUAUUGUAGCAGACUUCCAGCGGAGAGGCAACUCGCACAUCGUAGGACGUCAUGGAUUCGCUAGCACGUGGUUUGCUGCCCUACCGGGAUGUGAUCGGUAAUGUGGCCGGCAUGCUGACCGUGGCCCAGUUCCUGAGUGGGUGCUUCACGUGUAACAAUAUCCGACUUAAGGGCACUUCCGAGGGAUUUUCCGCGCUGCAGUUUGUGCUGGGAUGUGGACUGACGGCCCUCCAGCUGCGGUACUCCCAGAUGGUCGGUGCCGUGGCCAUGAUCCGGACCAGUGCGUACGCGUUCGCGAUCUGCGCCGUGUAUUCGGUGUGGUUCGCGGCGUACACACCACGUGGCCCACGGCGAUCGGAGCUGUGGCAGCUGGUUCUGCGGACGGUGCUGGUCGUGGGCGGGAUUCUGCUGUAUGCCGGAUUUGAACAACCCUCGAAGGUGGAGUACCGGUUCGGGUUGGUGGUGACCGGACUAACGCUGGGGUACAUCGGACUGCCGCUGCUGAAGUUGGGCGAAGUGAUUCGACGUCGCAGCACCGAGGGAUUGCCCCUGCCGGUGAUUCUGGCCAGCAGCGGCGCCUCGGUCCUGUGGCUGCUGUACGGCAUCAUCCUGCACAACUACUUCAUCAUUGUUCAGAAAGUGAUUGCCAUCGGGCUGUGCACGGCACAGUUGUCACUGUUUGUGAUUUAUCCACGGUCCAGCGCCCCCAAAGCAGCAGCCGCGACGAAAGCCGGAGGACGACGGACGAAGCGAGAUUGAAGUCAUGAGGGUUGAACGGUUUCCUAGAUAGAGUAAAUAAAUUGCUUAGAACGAU